AUGAGACGACGGACUCGCAAACUGCUGGUGCAGCUGAUGCUCUUCGGGGGCGUCCUGUGCCUGGUUCUCUUCCUGAACGCGCCCUCCUCCACCCCCCCAACCUUGGCCUGGACCCGUAUCCGGUACCGGCCAAGACCGGAUCCCCCGCCGCCCACGAGCCGUGGCGCCUGUCCCGGCUUGGCCGACGCAAACAAGCUUGGCAAACCGGCGCUGGUGGUUGCCCGCGUCCACGCAGACGGCGAUGCAGGCUGGUUGAAGACUCUAGAGGCGCAGUACCAUCUCUGCGUGUACACGGCCGAUGCGCCCGCGGAAGACCCCGGCCACGACUACCUGCAGACACCCGCGAACCGCGGCCACGAAGCCAUGGCCUACCUGACCUUUCUGAUCGACAACUACGCGCAGAUCCCCGCCGCGGGGGCGGUCUUCGUGCACGGGUCCCGCUGGGCAUGGCACAACGACGCCCCGGACUACGAUAACGCAGCGCUGCUGGCGGCCCUGAACGUCUCCGCCGCCCUGCAUCCGUCCGGGUACCAUAAUCUCCGCUGCGACUGGAGCGCCGGCACCUGUCCGCCCUCGACACCCCCGCAGCGCAGCCUGGAGACCAGCCUGCAGGCCGUGCUGCAGCCGUGGGGGGCCCGGGCGGUGUCGGACAAGGCGCUGCCCGAUGCCCUGGCCACAUUGUUUGGUGGCGGUGGUGUCGACGGUAGCCUGCAAGUUCUUCUCGGUCGCUCGGAUACUCUUCGCGCCCAGUGCUGUGCGCAGUUUGUCGUUUCGCGCGAUCGUGUAUGGCAGCACUCGCGCGAGGAGUACAUCGCCCUCCGUUCGUGGCUGCUCACCGCGGCGCCCAGGGACGACCGUAUCUCGGGCCGGAUCCUGUCGUACCUGUGGCACAUUCUGUUCCUGCGGCCUGGAACGGAGGGAGAAGCCGCCGGAAGCGGAGGGAUCCAUCUCCAGGCCCUGAACCGGGCUGCUUGUCCCCGGGCGGACGAGUGCUACUGCCGUCUGUACGGCCGCUGCAAUCUGGCCAACUGUGUGAGCCCGGGGGCCUGCUAUGGUCAGUACCGUGUGCCGAAGGAUUAUCGGUUACCGGAUGAUUGGGCGGCAUCCCAUGUGGAAUAG
Penicilliopsis zonata CBS 506.65 is the source of this 1119-nucleotide messenger RNA. RefSeq lists its product as hypothetical. The record is from RefSeq and is a predicted model, not a curated record. The transcript has a single exon. Bases 1 to 1119 code for a protein of 372 amino acids. NCBI's taxonomy places the organism in Eukaryota, Fungi, Ascomycota, Eurotiomycetes, Eurotiales, Aspergillaceae.